UUUUUAAUGCUGGAGUCUAACAGCAGAACCGGCUCAGUGACGGUGCUGGUGUGGGUCAUCCAGGUAAACAGGUUGUGCAAGAAGACUAAACACCGCCCACCAGGUGUGAACAGAGACUCACUCCCAUAUCCACCAGCCAGGAGUCGACUCUCACCGCGGCUCUGGACUCCGACGCACCGCGGGGACGUUUCCGUUUAUGAAUUCCGUGCAUGACGGGACUUUUGCAGAUGAACUGACCGUGCUGGAGUUGAGGCAGAAGCAAUGUCGAGUCCCAUGUAUCGGAUAUGGGCUGUGCUUCUCCUGGGAGGAUUCGUGCUUCCAGGGCUGCGACAUGUCAGUGGGAUAGAUAUUUCCACGCCGAGUACGGUGGAAGCAGUCAAUGGGACGAAUGUGAAACUGAAGUGCACCUUCAGUUCCAAACAUCCAGUAAGUCCUUCGUCUGUCACAGUGUCCUGGAACUUCAGACCCCUUAAUUCAGGAGCUGAUGAAUCGGUGUUUUACUACCACGAGGGACCGUUCCCUCCCCAGGAGGGACGUUUUAAAGGCCAUGCAGUUUGGUCGGGAGAUAUUAUGAGACGUGAUGCUUCCAUCACGUUGCAAGAGGUGCCUCCGACCUUUAACGGCACCUACGUCUGCCAGGUGCGCAAUCGUCCGGACGUGCACGGCAACAGUGGAGAGAUCAGCCUCAGAGUUGUCGACAAAGCGUCCAUCUCUGAGAUCGGCGUCCUGGCAGCCGCUGUGGGAGGCGCCUGUGGGAUAAUCAUGGUCAUCCUUGGUAUCUUCGUGGCGGUGAGACACUGCAAGAAAAACCGCAUGGGGAACGAUAUUGAGCUGCACCCACGGGAGCAGGAAUGGAAGGACCCAACUGUGUGGUGAGGGCCAGAGAACCGGAGCUGCUGUGCUUCUCUUCCUCUUGGGACUGGUGUGGAGUCUUACUGGCUGUCUGGGUCCAUUCUCCUGGAAGAGACAAAUGAAAGGCAUCUUCUUCUUCCAUGUUUGCUCCUCCACUGUGAACCUCUGACAUAUUUUGGUAGUUUAUUUCGGUUACUUCAGUAUUAGAAUGAACCACCUUCCCAAUGAGUUGUAAUGCUAAAUCACUUUUCUAUGUUUUUACCAAAAGUUGCCAGUGAUUGCAACUACAGAAUUAACUUUAUAUAUAUUUUUAAAUAUUAACAAAUAUAUUUUUAACCUGUAGAGUAGGAGAUGUAAAUAUGGAGGGACUUUUCUAAGUGUAGUUCUUCAACCUCAAUUCACAGCAGUGAGGCAGUUUUACAUUUCUCUACACUGAUGUGCUCUUUCAUCACACGACCAGUGACUAGUUACACGUGUUUUUGUGUGCUUUUUACCAAAUCAUUAGUUUUUUAAUGGCUUUUAAAGACUUAAGCUUUGAAUGAAUCAUGAGCAUGGAACACUUGUAAUAUGUCGAGCACAACUGUAUCCCUGAAAGGCACAAUACUUUUUCUAACAUGAUACUGCUGCGGUGAAUUGAGCUAUGUCCUCUAUUUCUUGGUACUGAGGGGUUACGUUUUUUUAAGCUCUGUCAGAUAAAACAGAUUUUUCUGGGCAUAAUCUUCCCUUUUCUCUGUGUUCAGCGGCUACAAUAACAACUGUUGCUUCACAGUGCCACUCUGACUUGUGAAUACAGGUGAAGAGUUUUGCAAAUCCAAAACCCAGAGGACAGUGAACUUGUUUAAGUGGAGAAAUGUUGAACUGAUGUUUUGGUCAUUUUUGUCCAAGGACAGAAGGAGUGCAUUGAUCCUCUGGGCGGGGAUGUUUUCAAACUGAGGAUUCUGGGUAUCUCCCUUUCUAUUAUUUUGGAAUUGGAUGUUUGCCGAGAUAAACCAGUGCCUUUUGAAUAUUUGCUGCACUUUUCACGCGCUCAAAUAUCCACGAAUAGCCCGUCUCACUGUUUGUGUUUGUGUGUGUGUGACUGAAUUUGUUUGGCCGGGUUUGCGUCAGUUUACCUGAAGAGGCAGUUCAUCUGAAAAUUGUGGAGAAGGAGAAAGAAGUUGAUAGUUCAGACGAUGAAGAG
This is a messenger RNA of Stegastes partitus (bicolor damselfish), 2032 nucleotides long. RefSeq names its product myelin protein zero-like 2b (gene mpzl2b). The coding region runs from base 262 to 876 and encodes 204 amino acids. The transcript is spliced from 4 exons. Gene Ontology annotation, cellular component: plasma membrane. The record is from RefSeq and is a predicted model, not a curated record. Lineage: Eukaryota; Metazoa; Chordata; Actinopteri; Pomacentridae. Gene Ontology annotation, biological process: cell-cell adhesion.